Molecule: messenger RNA, 1424 nt
Organism: Sinocyclocheilus grahami
Lineage: Eukaryota; Metazoa; Chordata; Actinopteri; Cypriniformes; Cyprinidae
Product: ephexin-1-like
Exons: 9
Coding region: 1-1143 (380 amino acids)
Biological process (GO): activation of GTPase activity
Molecular function (GO): guanyl-nucleotide exchange factor activity; protein binding
Source: RefSeq, a predicted model, not a curated record
AUGGAUGCGAUGCUGUUGGAGCUGGCCUCAAGUGUGUUCUGCGACAUAAUCUGUGAUGUUGUACACCAAUAUGCUCUUGGACCCUUUGAUGCUUAUAUAAAUUACAUCCGUAAUAUGCCCUAUCAGGAGCAGACAUUACACAACCUUGGAAAAGAGAGUCCUCAGAUUGUGGAGAUCUUGCAUAAACUACAGGAAGACCCUCGAUGCAACCGCCUUCCCCUCAAAUCUUUCCUUUCACUGCCAUUUCAGAGAAUCACACGGCUUAAAAUCCUAAUGGAGAAUAUCCAGAAGAAGGCCGUUCCAAGGUCAGACUGUGAGGCCUCAGCAUUGAGAGCUCUGACGGAGAUCUCCAGGCUUCUAGAAGCUUGCAACUGGCAGGUGGGCAGAAUGAAACAGAUGGAAGAAAUAGUGCAGAUUGCUAACAAGAUUGAGUUUGCAUGCAAGGCCCUGGCUCUUGUGUCUUCCUCCCGCUGGCUUGUGAAGCAGGGAGAUCUGGUGCAAAUCUUGUUGAAGGAAAACAUGUUUGGCCAGAGAAAACUGUGUCCUGUACUUCUGUUCCUCUUUAAUGAUCUGCUGCUGGUGGCCACCAGGAAAGGGUUGGAUCGUUUUGUAGUUCAUGACUACGUGCACCGCUCUCUGAUAGAAGUGACCGAGGGCAAAGAUCUGGAGGAGGAGCUGGAGGGAUGUGAGCUGGACCGGAUAUUUAGGCUCGUUCUUUUGCAUAAUCACCAGAGCGCCACCUCUCAACUUCUACUGCAAACAAAUUCAGAAGCUGAGAAGGACUCGUGGAUGCAGCUCCUGGGUGGACGGCGAGAUGGACAGGAUACCGUGUAUGAAGAGUGGGACUGUCCUCAGGUGCGAUGUAUAGAGGUGUACAGUGGACAACAACAAGGGGAGCUUAGUCUACAGCUGGGAGAUAUGAUCAACGUGAUGCAGAAGACUUCAGAGGGGUUUCUGGAAGGCCGCAGGGUACAGGACGGACAGAGGGGCUGGUUCUCCGCUGCAUGUGUUGUAGAGAUCACCAAUGAACAUGUGCAGAGACGUCAUCUUCGUCAGCGGUAUCAUGUCCUACAGACAGCCACACGCCUGCUGAAACAACGCAGUGGGGGCCUUGAACUUUCAACCACAAAAUGCUUUAAAUAAGAGACUGUCUGCAUUGCAAUUUGCAUUUUUUUCACUUACUGAUUUAAAAUAAAUUAGUAAAUAAUUAUAUGUACAAUCUAUGUAUAAUUUAACUGAACUACUGCCAGUUGGUCAGUUGGUCUUUUGGUCUUGGUUUAUAUAUAUUUUAUGUCUGGUUUUACAGAACAACUUCAAACAUCUGUGCAUGUGAUUUAAGAAACACUGAAACUACUUUCUAUGGUUUGCAACAAAAAAUGUGGUCAGUACUUAUUCUUGCUCCAGCUUGCAAAUGUGGAGUUGCU